UCCUUGUGAGAUCUCUUUCCUUGUCCCUUGGUCUCCUCCAGUGGAGUAUUUUACGGGAAAUUUUACUGCCCAAAGGAAACGGAUACAGACGGAAGCAACCAGCUCAAUCUUGCAUCUCCGUCGGCCGAUAUGCGAUCGCCCGGCGAACUAGGCGCGCGGCGCGACGCGGCCAAGCAACUCAAGGUGCUGAUGCCUUCUUGCUUCCACAGGCUGAGCAUCUCCGACGAGCUCGCUGGGCACUUGUUGGAUGCCGGAAAUGGAGGAGACGACACAGCCCUGCCGAUGGCCCUCGUCGUCAACUCGUUCGGCAAGGUCUGGCAGGUGGAGGUCGGCCGGGACGGCGGCGGCGCGUUCCUGGGACCCGGGUGGCCGGAGUUCGUGGCCGCGAACGGCUUCGGCGUCGGGUGGUUCUUGGUGCUCCGGCACGAAGGGCGUGGUGUGCUCACCGUCAAGGCGUUCGACCUCACGUGCUGCCUCAACGAGUCCCGCGAUCUUCAGCCUUCUACAGCAACAAGAAGCAACAGAUAUGGUUCACAUAAGCCGCAGUUCAUCAAGGUUCUCCUGCCGGAUUUCACCGAGAAGAUGCUGAUCCCUCCAGCUUUUGUACAACGCUAUGUCUCCGAGGCGCAACAAAGUAGCAAAAUGGCUAUCAUUGCUAGCCAGUUUGGAAAAUUUUGGCCCAUCGAGGUCAACAAUGACGGAUCAGGAAUGUUCCUUGCUGGUGGCUGGUCACAGUUCCUGGCUUUUCAUGGCAUCUCGGAAGGUGACGUCAUGCUCUUGAGAUAUGAAGGCAACAUGGUGUUCAAAAUCAAAGUAUUCGGGCUAAACGGAUGCCAGAAGGAUUUGAAAGGCCGGGCCACAGGAACUCAACAAAAUACUGAGAGGCAAAAAGAAGCACAUUUGUGUAGGGAGCAUGAGAGGUCAAGUGGUAAAGAAGACACAAGACCAAAAGGUUCGCUAAGUUCUUCCAACAAAGGAUCACGGAAGAAAAGGAGAUUUUGUAGCCUUGAGAAUGGAGAGCGGCCUUCGAUAAAGAAAGAGAUGAGCACCUACUCGGUUAAAAAGUUCGUGUCUUUGGCAACCACCUUCUGCGACUUGAUCGGGCUCGUCGGAGAAUGCACGAUCACGCUCAAGACCUCGAUGAAGAGCACCAAGUGCUGGCAGGUGGGUGCUCGCAGGUACAAGAACUACGGCUACCUGGGUGGAAAAAGAUGGAAGAGCUUCUGCAUGGAGAACAAGAUCAGGGAAGGCGACGUGUGCACCUUUCACAUCGUCGAAGCCGCUCUGUGGCAUGUCGUCAUCACACACAACUCGGAUAGAAUCGGAUAGUCCAUUAGUUCAUCUGUAUUUCUGGCCUUACUCGGGAUGUCCAUUUACUCUGCUGUUGGAAGCACUGGAUAUUGCUGUGAGUGGAGUAGUACUUCAGUUAGAGGCCAUUUUGUUACCCCUUCAGGUUUGGUAAGACGAAUUCUUGGAAGUGUCUCUAGUCGCUUGCCAGUGAACCUGCAAUUAUCCCAGGAGAAACCUACAACUGACUUGAUGGUUACCUAAGUUUGACAUGACAAACUUUUAUUUUGCAUUAUCAUGGAAAAUCAGAGGCUGCCUUCCCAUGCCA
Lolium perenne is the source of this 1615-nucleotide messenger RNA. Its product is annotated as putative B3 domain-containing protein Os04g0347400. Gene Ontology annotation, molecular function: DNA binding. The record is from RefSeq and is a predicted model, not a curated record. Lineage: Eukaryota; Viridiplantae; Streptophyta; Magnoliopsida; Poales; Poaceae.